AUGCUGCCGCCGGGGCGAAACGGCACCGCAUCCCGGGCUCGGUCUGGGCGGCAGCAGCUGGCCCGGGGGGGAGCCGUGGAGGGCUCCGAGGGGGCGUCGCCGCUGGGGCCCGCGCAGGUGGUCACGGCCGGCCUCCUGACCCUGCUCAUCGUCUGGACCCUGCUGGGCAACGUACUGGUGUGCGCGGCCAUCGUGCACAGCCGCCACCUGCGCGCCAAGAUGACCAACGUCUUCAUCGUGUCUCUGGCUGUGUCCGAUCUUUUCGUGGCGCUGCUGGUCAUGCCCUGGAAGGCAGUCGCCGAGGUGGCCGGUUACUGGCCUUUUGGGACCUUCUGCGACAUCUGGGUGGCCUUCGACAUCACGUGCUCCACCGCCUCCAUCCUGAACUUGUGCAUGAUCAGCGUGGACCGCUACUGGGCCAUCUCCAGGCCCUUCAGCUACGAGCGCAAGAUGACCCAGCGUCUGGCCGUGGUCAUGGUCGGCCUGGCGUGGACCUUGUCCAUCCUCAUCUCCUUCAUCCCAGUCCAGCUCCACUGGCACAGGGACAAGAUGGGCUCCUGGGGUGGGGUGGACCCGCCAUCUAACCUGGCCAACGGGACGCCCUGGGAGGAAGCCGGGGAGACAGACUUGAACGCGGAAGACUGUGACUCCAGCCUGAACCGAACUUACGCAAUCUCCUCCUCACUCAUCAGCUUCUACAUCCCGGUGGCCAUCAUGAUCGUGACCUACACGCGCAUCUACCGCAUUGCCCAGGUGCAAAUCCGCAGGAUUUCCUCCCUGGAGAGGGCCGUGGAGCACGCGCAGAGCUGCCGGAGCCGUGAGGCCUGCGCGACCGACGCCGGCCUGCGGACAUCUAUCAAGAAGGAGACCAAGGUCCUCAAGACCCUGUCGGUGAUCAUGGGGGUCUUCGUGUGCUGCUGGCUGCCCUUCUUCAUCCUUAACUGCAUGGUCCCUUUCUGCAGUGGACACCCCGAGGGCUUCCCGUGCGUCAGCGAGACCACCUUCGACGUCUUCGUCUGGUUUGGCUGGGCCAACUCCUCCGUCAACCCCAUCAUCUACGCUUUCAACGCUGACUUCCGGAAGGUGUUUGCCCAGCUGCUGGGGUGCAGCCACCUCUGCUCCCGCACCCAGGUAGAGACAGUGAACAUCAGCAAUGAGCUCAUCUCCUACAACCAGGACACCGCCUUCCACAAGGAGAUCGCCGCUGCCUACAUCCACAUGAUCCCCAACGCGGUGACCCCCGGCGACGCGGAGGUGGACAAGAAGGAAAAGGAGAGCCCUUUCGAUCGUAUGUCCCAGAUCUCUCAGACGUCUCCAGGUGGUGACCCUGCUGCUCAGUCUGUCUGGGAGCUGGACUGCGAGGGAGAGAUUUCAUUAGGCAAAAUAACACCUUUCACCCCAAAUGGGUUCCAUUAAACUGCCUAAGGACCGUUCUUCGUGGAUCUAUAUAACUGCAUAGACAUGAACAAGCAUGCAGAAUACACACGGACACACACACACAUUUCCACGGCUGCUCAGUGUCUCGUGCCUUCUGUGGUGGUGUAGUAGUCCCUGUGCUUAGAAACUUCACCAGACUGAUUUGUUGUGGAAAGAUUUGGCAGAAGCAGUUGGAAAAAACUCAGUCAAAUAUACACUAGCCUAGCAGAGAUGGAUCAAUGGUUCUGUUAGAGAGGAUAAGAUGGUGAUUGAUUCGCCAAAAAAAAAAAAAAAAAAAGGUGGUACCCAGUCUUUAAAAAAUAUACUCUCCCCUCCCCUUUUGAAUGACUAGAUUAUUCAGUGAGUUAUUUGUGUUUGGGUUGAUUUUUAAGCAAUAGGUUCAAUGUGUGUAGCACUGAUGGGAAUGUGUGUGGCUUUCCUGUAUCUUGCUUUCUGUGGCCUGUGUUUCUGCAAUUUUUGCCCUCUGUGCGUCUUUGCUACAGCUGAGGAAUUCUUCCUGAUUUAUUCUGGUGGUUAAUAAACACAAAUUAU
Messenger RNA from Hippopotamus amphibius kiboko, 1968 nucleotides. It is a transcript of the gene DRD5, whose product is annotated as dopamine receptor D5. Gene Ontology annotation, biological process: adenylate cyclase-activating adrenergic receptor signaling pathway. The transcript has a single exon. Lineage: Eukaryota; Metazoa; Chordata; Mammalia; Artiodactyla; Hippopotamidae. Bases 1 to 1416 code for a protein of 471 amino acids. The record is from RefSeq and is a predicted model, not a curated record. Gene Ontology annotation, cellular component: plasma membrane. Gene Ontology annotation, molecular function: dopamine neurotransmitter receptor activity; G protein-coupled receptor activity.